This is a messenger RNA of Carya illinoinensis, 1056 nucleotides long. Its product is annotated as nicotinamidase 1-like. Lineage: Eukaryota; Viridiplantae; Streptophyta; Magnoliopsida; Fagales; Juglandaceae. The coding region runs from base 1 to 738 and encodes 245 amino acids. The transcript has 5 exons. Gene Ontology annotation, molecular function: nicotinamidase activity. Gene Ontology annotation, biological process: pyridine nucleotide salvage. The record is from RefSeq and is a predicted model, not a curated record.
AUGGUGUCUCCAGGAAUGGAUCUUUUGAAGUGUGAGAUCCCUAUUGAGCAGGAGUCCGUGGUAUUGCAUGAAGAUGUUGUGACUGGUCUAGUCCUUGUUGGCAUCGUCAAUGGUUUCUGCACUGUUGGUGCUGGAACUAUGGCUCCAAGAGAGCCUAAUAGCCAGAUUUCACGAAUGAUCAACGAAUCGGAAAGGCUAGCUAGACUGUUCUGUGAGAAGAAAUGGCCUGUUUUGGCAUUUAUUGAUUCUCAUCAGCCAGACAAACCGGAGGAACCAUAUCCUCUUCACUGUAUUGCUGGCACCGAUGAGUCAAAUUUGGUUCCUGCUCUGCAAUGGUUAGAGAAUGAACCUAAUGUGACAAUCAGACGCAAAGACUGCAUUGAUGGAUACUUGGGUUCAACUGAGGAUGAUGGCUCAAAUAUUUUUGUGGAUUGGGUAAAGAAGAAUCAGAUCAAAGCUAUAUUGGUUGGAGGGAUAUGCACAGAUGUCUGUGUGCUGGACUUUGUUUGCUCUACCUUAUCAGCAAGAAACCAUGGUUUUCUCACACCUCUGGAAGAUAUGGUGGUGUAUUCCCGUGGAUGUGUGACAUUUGAUCUUCCUCUCCACGUUGCCAGAAACAUCAAAGGAGCUUUAGCUCAUCCCCAGGAGUUCAUGCAUCAUGUUGGCCUAUACAUGGCGAAAGGAAGAGGAGCAAAGAUAGCAAGUGAAGUGUCAUUUCACGGACCAAAGAAACCAUGAGCUAAAGUGCAGCAGCAUAUAGGGGGCAUUGCUCAGUUAAAUUGUAGGGCCUGUGUGUAUUUUUACUCUUAUGAAUAAAUUUGUGUGCAAAGUAGGUUGAGAGCAAUGAGUUAUAUGCCGCUCAAAAAACUGAAAAUAAUAUCAUUAACGUGUGGUCCAGUGAGUUAAAAAAAAUGCAUCAGUUCAUUAAUAUGAACCCCCUUGAAGUGCUUUAAAGUUGAACUAUCUGCAACGAGAACUUAGGCUCACUGUGUGUACGUGAUUUUCGUAGUUGUUAGCAUUAUGAUCAGUUGUUCAGUUUUCAACACCAUACAGGCU